ACUGCACGAUAUUUACAUUUACAUCCAUUAAAUUUUGUUUUUCUUGAAAUUUAAUUUCAUACAUUGGCAGUGGCGUUAACCCGUUCCAACGGGGCGGCCAAAUAAUUCUUCCCUCUUCACGGAAGGAAGUAACUUAAUAUUUAAAAAAAAAAAAAAAAAAGAAAAAUCUAGCAAAUUUGGUAACGCACCUAGCAAAUAAAAGAAAACUAGCAACAAUGGAGUCGAAACGCGAGAGAAAGUCUUCCCUUGCCCCACUUUCGCCAUGUCCCAUUCCGGAUAUUACCGAUGACGACUUGGUGAGCAUUUCGGUAAGGGAUCUCAACCGGACCCUCAAGAUGCGCGGUCUUAAUCGCGAGGAGAUCGUCCGGAUGAAGCAGCGACGACGCACCCUAAAGAAUCGUGGAUACGCCGCCAGCUGUCGCAUCAAGCGGAUCGAGCAGAAGGACGAACUGGAGACCAAGAAGUCGUACGAGUGGACGGAGCUGGAGCAGAUGCACGAGGACAAUGAGCAGGUGCGGCGCGAGGUGGGCAACUGGAAGAACAAGUACAAGGCGUUGCUGCAGUUCGCCAUCCAGAACGAGAUUCCCAUUCCAAGCGAACUGGAGGGCUGCUAGUGCCGAAUCGUCCCCCCAGUCACAUUCCUGUUUUUGUCAAAAUUUCAAUAAACCCCAAAUGAAAACACCUGUAACUAAAGUACAAUAGCUCGCAACAUCACCCACUCUGUAAUAAACAUAAUCUUUGCGAGCAA
Molecule: messenger RNA, 748 nt
Organism: Drosophila biarmipes
Lineage: Eukaryota; Metazoa; Arthropoda; Insecta; Diptera; Drosophilidae
Gene: maf-S
Product: transcription factor MafG
Exons: 2
Coding region: 216-614 (132 amino acids)
Biological process (GO): regulation of transcription by RNA polymerase II
Cellular component (GO): nucleus
Molecular function (GO): DNA-binding transcription factor activity, RNA polymerase II-specific; RNA polymerase II cis-regulatory region sequence-specific DNA binding
Source: RefSeq, a predicted model, not a curated record